Messenger RNA from Cylindrotheca closterium, 912 nucleotides. NCBI's taxonomy places the organism in Eukaryota, Bacillariophyta, Bacillariophyceae, Bacillariales, Bacillariaceae. The record is from the annotation of a GenBank genome assembly.
AUGUCCAGCAAUUGGAACCAGUAUUCUGACACUCCUUCCUCCGCCCCAACGUCCUCUCUCGAAAUAAUGGAAGAGGAUGCCGAUGGUGGCAGCGGCAACGACGGAAUCGUCCGAGAUUCCAGAUUUCGACGGUUGAACCUGUGUCAGUCUCGGAAUCUCGCCCUUUUGUUUCUCUUUGUCCUCGCGUUCUUCAUUGCGGGGACGGACAUUUUUGAAAGCAAGGAUUUGUCUCUUCGGGAUAUGGAUGACGAUCUCAAUCGACUUGCGCAGCCUACUAAUGAACAAGAAGUAGUAGGUGAUGACUUGGUCGAUGGUAAUGAUGAUGGUAAUUACGAUGAGGAAGAUGAGGACGAAGAUGGGAAUGAUAUAGAUUACAUGAUCAACAAGGUGAACUUGGAUUCCUUCAAUCCCAAACGAGACGGAGUAGAGUUCAUAAGUCCAAUUUGCAACUACACUUGCCAGACGGAUCGAUUACCCCAUGAAACCCCAUUGUAUCCCGGACAAGUCUUGUGCAACGAAAUGCAACGGUUCGGCAUGACAGAAGAGGGAGAAUUAUUUUUGCAAAAUUGUCAAUUGACCGAUCAAAACGAUGGCAAGUUGACCGUCUUUUGGUCUGCCAAAGAGGCUCAAUUGACACACGACCAAUAUCCAAUUCAUUUUGAAAUGGAAAAGAAUGGUUACUUUCAAAUCAUUUCAGAUUCAUCGGGUGACGUUUUGUUUGAGCAACGUCCCAAACGCAACGUUACCUUUUAUCGUUUGUGUCUAAGGGACAGGCCAAAGUUGCACUGUCCCUAUCUGCACUUACACAAAGAUGGAGUGGUAGUUUUGAAUUGGAUCGAUGACGUUCAGGGAAGGUGGAUGGCGCGGGAUGUGAAACAGGAAUAUGCUGAAUUGUUUCCGGAUAUGGACUAG